GUUUUUCAAAAAAGUGUGUGAGAUACAUCGCGCAGCUGACACAAAAGCAGAAAACUUCAUCAUUUAUUCUCUAAAUAUUUAAAGAAGAAAAAAACUUAAAUUUCUUAUUUUAGUUUUUUAGUUUAUUAUACACCAACUAAAUAAAUAACUAAAUUGCUUCUUCAUAUAUCAAUUUAAAUGUGAAAAGUUAAUAAAUGCUUUGCAGUCUGAAUGAGUUAUCCUCUAUUUCACAAAUUAAAGAUGUUUCAAGCUGCUAUGAUCAAAGAUCACAAGGAGCAUUGAAAACACGUUGAAUCCAACAAAUUAAUUGUGUUUUGAACUCGCGUAUAGCGUCAUGGAUGAUAACAUCAGCACGAAUUCGUCGUCUGAUUCAAUAAGUACAAGUGGAGAAUACGAAAUUGUCGUCGAUAACCCAAUGAAUACAAAGUCCAGUAAUAUUAACAACAAAUCACCAACUUUAGAUAUACCCAAUAACGGUGAUUUUCAUGAUCUAAAAAACGACAUGACCGAGGCAAUUCGAGAGCUAGAACAAACAGAUCUUAUUGUUUCGAAGUGCGACUAUGAACUUCUGAAUGAUUUGUGUGUGGAUAGGACAACAGAGGCGAUGGCAUUGUGUCAAUUGAACAACGGACGUAAUUCGAUGGAAGUUAAAGCCUGCAUUUUGGAUGCUAUUAACGAUGAAAAUGCUGUAAAUAACAAUAUUAUGAUGAAUGAAUCAGGUCUUGUGCAAGAUACAGCUUCGUGUAAUGCAACAAAAUUGGCACAGAAGUCGUUGACACUUCCCUUGGCUGGGACAUCAAAAUCAACAAAUAUACCAGUAGCAACUCAGUUGGGUACUCAAACUCUUGGUCGACAUGGUGGCCCACUAUCACCUAAAUCGAAUAUAUCUACACCAGAUGUCAAUAAGGUUGGUCAUUCGGUGUUCUAUGAUUGUAUCGAUGGCAGCCCAGCUGGCGGAGAAAAACAGGAUGAUAUGAAACCGGAAAAAAGUGAUACUGAUGAAGAAGUUUCAGAUAUCGACCAACAGGGAUGCACAAUAUUUUCUGGCGUCACUUACUUGGGAGCAGCUAACAUAAAUGCACCAAAGUCAGAAAUUGACAUUCACAGAAUAAUGUGUGAGUUAAAUACGGGAUCGAAUUCGGUUGGCCUUAAAGUUUCUGUCAGCAUUCCCAAUUGUUCCGAUGGUCUUGUCAUGCUCUAUGACGCAGACAACAAUUCACUUAUAUCGUCGUAUGAAGUACAAACAAUAAUUUUGUAUUUUCGCGGACCAGUUGACAGUACCGAACGCGGUUGCUUUGCUUUUACUUGGUUGCAUGGUGAAUCCUUGUUCCAAUGUCAUGUGUUCCGAUGUCAUAUACCCGAGGCAGUCAACCAAGUUAGCGCAUGUUUCACCAAAGCUUUUCGACGUUAUCCAGCCAGUCUAACGUGCAGUGUCACUUCAGCGGUCGAUAGUAUAAUGAUAAACUCAAUUACCUCGGACAUAAGUGGUAAUCCAAUUAGUGCAGCCGGCUAUGAGUUUAUAGUUUCACUUGAAAUCCGAGAGAAAGUGGCCAAGGCGUAUUGUGCUGUUCCACGGGGUGAUAGGUCAAGCUUCAAAUUGCGAUGCAAGACCGACAAAGAAGUGUGCAUUACUGUAAAACAAACUGCAUCUUCAACACUACAACCACUUUUUAUUGAACGAUGUUUUGGAGUUCUUCUCAGUCCUGGCAAACUUGUCCGCCAGGCUGAUAUGCAAUUACUCGAUAUGGUCUCGAUGGGAUAUCAAGUGGCCAACGUUGACAACCAAACUCCUUUGACCCUUAAUCCGUAUCAAAUCCGUGCCGAAUGGAAAGCUAGCGACAAAGCUUUUGAGCAGCUCAACUAUGAAUCUAAUAAAACGUUCCUCACUGUAGCUGUGGAUCUUGUUAUUCGUGGAAUACAAGAACCUGUACGAUUUGUUAUUGAAACUCCAGUCAUAAUACAGUCACAAACUGAAAUUCGUAUAAUGGAUCAUUUCACAUCCAAGCGUCCCAUGUCACUGCGUUUCUAUCUACAUUUGAAGAAAACCGAUGAAGCCUCCUGGGAGGUGGCAUCUAUUGAUCCAUCUGAGGAAAUACUCGAACAAACACCCCAGUCGUCUCUUCUUAAAUUUGGAAUUAAUAAUUUAUCACGAAUGGUUCGAUCGUCGAGUGUUGUAUCAAUUGAAGAUGAUUGUCCAACAGAUUAUAGUUCCGAUGGAGAUGAACCUUUGCUCAGUGGCACUGGCGAAGUUUCAAAGGAGUGCUCACAAUAUACCUUAGAUGAAUGGGAUCCGAUAUUAAAAGAAUGGGACACAGAAAAGAGACCUAAAAAUUUGGCUCCGCUUGUGAGGCUCGGUGUUCCUGAGGCAUUGAGAGGAAAAAUAUGGCAAAAGUUAUCAAAUGUAGAAGGCAAAAUUGAAAUGACCGACAUGUAUAGGACUUUGAUAACUGAAAAAACAAAAUGUGAAACAGUUAUUCAGCGAGACAUUCACAGAACAUUUCCUGCACAUAAAUGUUUCAAAGAAACCGGUGGAUCUGGACAGGAUGCACUUUUCAAAGUGUCUAAAGCAUAUGCCGUCUAUGACAGUGAAGUUGGCUAUUGUCAGGGUCUGAGCUUUAUUGCUGCCAGUUUACUUUUACAUAUGCCCGAAGAAGACUCAUUUUGCGUGCUGGUUUCGCUAAUGUACGACUAUCGUCUUCGAGACCUCUACAAGCAAGGCUUUGAAUCCCUUUACCUGCGAUUGUUCCAACUUGACCGCCUUAUUCGCGAACAUUUGCCCAAACUUCAUGAGCAUUUCGAACGAUGCGGUGUCGAAACUCAUAUGUAUGCAUCUCAGUGGUUCCUCACCUUAUUCACAGCAAGAUUUCCUUUAUGUUUCGUAUUCCAUGUUCUCGAUGUAUUCCUACUCGAUGGUAUACCCUUGCUUUUCCAAGUGGCCAUUACUUUGCUUUCAAUCUGUGAAGCCGAAUUGCGUCAACUCGAUUUCGAAGGAAUACUCAAGUAUUUUCGUGUAACGUUGCCCAAAAAAUGUCGCAGCUCUAGUCAAGCCCGUAAAAUCAUGAAAAUGGCUUGUGAACGUAAAGUCAAAAAAUUAAAGCAAUACGAAGAUGAGUUCUUCUUGCAGAAAAAGAAUGAGGAACGUAUUGAAAAAGAGGCACAAAUAUAUGAAGCAAAGUUUGGCGAAGAACGAAAAAAAUUACAAGCUGAAAUCGCUCUUUUGCAAAAGAAACUCGAUGACAGCACCGAGAAGGGAAUUCAAACCGAAAAGACACACACUGGAAUAACACAUGAUUAUAAGCAAAUUAUUCAGCGUCAAGAAGAGGAAAUAACUAGGUUAAAUGAAGUUGUCGAUGGAAUGUCGGCAACGAUAACAAAAUGCAGUGUGUGCUCGGAAAAUGUCCAGAAGAAUUCAUCGCUCAAGAAUGUUCUAAAGCCACAGAAAAAACAACCAGAUGAACCUGCCCUAGGACCUCUGGAUCCCAUAAAUAUAGCUACACAAAGAAUACGUGAGCUCGAGCUAGAACUUGCUCAAGCUAAACUCGCUCAGGUCGAAGCAGAAUGCAAGAAUCAAGAUCUUAACCAUCAGCUCAAUGCCACCUUAUCAGAAAUCCAAAAUAACCGCAGCAGCUGGCAACCAUGGCUGUCGAAAACGUUCAACUCUAUACAGGAAAAGGUCACGACAAGGCGCGAUGCCCCCACAUUCCAGUCGUACACAAAUCCAGGUCCCGACGAAGGCAGCAAUCAGGACCGCAGGGCAUCAUCAUUGGUAAUGGAACAAUCUCCAAAGAUGCCUUCUAAAUUCCAACAUGUACUCAGUCGCAACAGUAUUGAUAUUCUACCAAGGGAACGUCCCAUUUUAAGAGACAACUUGAGUUUCAAUAAUUUGAAAUAACAGCUGCGGCAGGAUGUUAAAUCUCCUCGCACCAGAAUCCUCUCAUCUUAACUCUGGACAUAAAAUCAAAAGAAAUAUAAAUAAAUUGUCGUUUUGCCUCGAAUGUAAUAUGGGAAUCAAAAUUUUAAGUUAUUUUGCCCCUUUUUUUAAUAUUUAUAAAAUUAAGUUAAUUGGUGCUCGAAUAUUUGUUUUUGUUUUUUUUUUUUUUUUUGUUUAACAAUCUCCCCAAUAUGAUUGUUCUCUUCUUAGAAACUAUAUUUUUAAAAUUAUUAGAUUUGAAUUCACUAUUUAAGAGCAAAACAAAAUAAGCACAAGUUAAAUGUGUGCACUUGUUUAAUAAAUGAAAGGAAACCAAAAGAAAAAAAAAAACACUUGGAAACUAUUUAAUUUGUUUUCUAUUAUUAAAAGUGUGGGCUAUUCGUAUAUAUAUUUUUGCACUUCAACCAGUUUAUCAAAACAUAAAAAUAU
Episyrphus balteatus (marmalade hoverfly) is the source of this 4360-nucleotide messenger RNA. It is a transcript of the gene GAPcenA, whose product is annotated as rab GTPase-activating protein 1-like. The transcript has 11 exons. The record is from RefSeq and is a predicted model, not a curated record. Bases 335 to 3892 code for a protein of 1185 amino acids. Lineage: Eukaryota; Metazoa; Arthropoda; Insecta; Diptera; Syrphidae.